This is a messenger RNA of Cottoperca gobio, 1889 nucleotides long. Its product is annotated as prostaglandin reductase 3-like. Gene Ontology annotation, cellular component: mitochondrion. NCBI's taxonomy places the organism in Eukaryota, Metazoa, Chordata, Actinopteri, Perciformes, Bovichtidae. The record is from RefSeq and is a predicted model, not a curated record. The transcript has 2 exons. Gene Ontology annotation, molecular function: 15-oxoprostaglandin 13-reductase [NAD(P)+] activity; zinc ion binding. The coding region runs from base 340 to 1554 and encodes 404 amino acids.
GUUGUACCCGGGAAGGGGAGGGACUCUAACAACAAGUCUGUGGCGCUGCUGAGCUGCUGCUUACAGGGCUGCACCAGUGCAACGUUUUAAUCCGAAACACUCGAUUCCGUGCCUGUUGUUUUUGCGUAAAAAAAACAAGUGAGUGACGCUACAAAGCAUCGCAGCUUUUAUUUUUGUUCAUAAAACGCGUUUUGCACCGCUCUGCCCGGCCCGGCCUGCACCUUGUGCCUGUGCAGAGGGGGGGGGGAAAGCCCACAGCGCAGGCUAAUGGCAGUCGGGUUCAUUGCUGCCAUAAAAAAAACGCCAAGUUGUCCGUGAACUUUGUCACAUUUCGGAGCCAUGUCCAGCCUGCUGCUGGUAAGAAACGGCAGAAGAGCGGUAUCGCUAAUCGGCGGGGGGCGCAGAGGCACCGACGCACUUUCAGGAGUUCAUCCGGUGGCGCGGCGCUCCAUCAUAGAUAUGUCCUACUCAGCGCACUUCAUGGAUUUUAAAGGAUCCUCCAUACCGAGCAGCAUGAAAAAGCUGGUCGUAAACAAGCUAAGUCCUAAAUUUAGAGACGCCGUUUCUAUGCAAACCGUUUUGCUUCCGACACCCGGAGACGCGGACUUGCUCGUCAGAAAUCGUUUUGCAGGAGUCAACGCCUCUGACAUUAAUUACUCAGCAGGCCGCUAUGACCCCUCGGUGAAGCCCCCCUUCGAUGCCGGUUUCGAGGGUAUCGGUGAGGUUGUUGGCCUCGGCCUUAGCGCCAGCUCCAGUUACACCAUCGGGGACACGGUGGCCUACUUCGGCAGUGGUGCGUUUGCCGAGUACACAGUGGUGCCAGCCAAGGAAAGUGUGCGUGUCCCUGCGGUGAAGCCAGAGUUCCUCACCCUGCUGGUCAGCGGUGCCACAGCCUACAUCGCCCUCAAACGUCUGGGUGACCUUACCAAAGGUGAGACGGUGCUGGUCACGGCGGCCGCAGGAGGAACGGGACAGUUCGCCGUGCAGUUUGCCAAACAGGCCGGUUGCCACGUGAUCGGGACCUGCUCAUCCAACGAGAAAGCCGGCUUCCUGAAGUCCAUCGGCUGCGACAGGCCAAUCAACUACACCACAGAAGACCUGGCGAAGACGCUGCGGAAAGAGUACCCACAAGGCGUAGACGUGGUGUAUGAGUCAGUCGGUGGCAGCGUCUUAGAACUCGCAGUCAACAGUUUGGCCACUAAGGGCCGGCUCAUAGUGAUCGGCUUCAUUUCGGGGUAUGAGACGGCAUCAGGGAUCCCACCCUUCAGAGGGGGUACGCUGCCGGCCAAGCUGCUCCAGAAGUCAGCCAGCAUUCGAGGUUUCUUCCUGCCCCACUUCCUCAGUGACUACAAGGAGGCUCUGGGUAGCAUGAUGCAGAUGUUUGCCAAGGGAAAGCUAGUGUGUGAGGUGGAUUGUGGGGAUUUGGCAGAGGAGGGAAGGUUCGUAGGCUUGGAGUCAGUGUUCCGAGCUGUAGACUUCAUGUAUGCUGGGAAAAACGUGGGCAAGGUGGUGGUGGAUGUGGCACCACCACCUGUUAGCAAUAGCAAGCUGUGAAUUACCUGAUCGUUCAGGCUCUAAGAAAAUCAUACUUGAACGCAAAUGAUUAAGUAAAAAACGGAAAAUGAAGGGCUUUAAUCGUUUUGUCUCUAUUCUUGUAAGAUGAUUGAUAUAACAUUAUAAGUAAAUCUACACAUUGCUUUCACAAAUACAAAUAAUGAGUAACUUUAUUUUCAUAGUUUUUGAAACCAGAAGUGUUUUUUUUUCAUUAUUUACAUGAAGUCAUUCGCAAGACUGAAUUUAGUUUAAAACAAAAAAAUAACUAAUAACUCUGAAUUGAUAUAUUAUAUAUAUAAUUGCAUAAGGAUUCUGAUUAAAAAUCUGAAACGGUA